Messenger RNA from Podarcis lilfordi (Lilford's wall lizard), 33561 nucleotides. The record is from the annotation of a GenBank genome assembly. NCBI's taxonomy places the organism in Eukaryota, Metazoa, Chordata, Lepidosauria, Squamata, Lacertidae.
GAAAAUGACCAGGAAAGAGACGCGAAGGUUCUCGCGGGGCUAUAUACUAUUUUUUUGUCUGGUUUUGUGGGUGGGCGCAGCGGGGAAUAUCGGGGUCCCGCCGUCUCAUUCCGCCCAAGGAAAGUGGAGGUGGGAGAAAUGGUAAGAGGGUUUCCGAUCUCCCCUUCCUCCUCCCCCUUCUUUUUCCCAGCUGCGGGGCUGCUGCGGGGAGGAGCCUGACGUCGGUCCGGCCCCGCCGAUCGCGAGAGCUGAAAAAGCAGCAGCCCGAGCGGGCCCCGCAGUCUCUCGCCUCGGUUCCCGGGUUGCCUCCACCAUGAAGCGGCAGAGAUGCGUCUUUCUAAGCGUUGCCGCCGCGAUCCUAGCCACUCUGCUGAUGGGCGCAUCCGCGACCAGCGAGGAAGAUCAAGAGGCCGUCGAUCCAGGUACGAGACGAGAUCGGGGUGGGGUGGGGGGUUGUCAGGAUCGGUAGCAGAAUGACCUUUCCAGGGAUCGGGUGUUUGCACGCCGGAAUGAGGCAGAGAUUGCAGUGUGGAGGGGGGUGUCAAAAUGGGGGGGGGGUGUCAUAUGCGCACGAGGAGGGAGUCGCAUAUUGGCAAAUAGGGAAAAAAGAGGAUCGACCCGGGAAUUGCAAGCUGCGCACCAGCGCCUUGCACAAUUGCUGGCCUUUCUCUUCGCUUUCUGGGAGAAGCGGGAGGGACUAUAAUAAUGAUAAUAAAUAAUAUUUUUUUAUUUAUACCACGUCCUUGCCGGUUCAGAAAACAGGGCUCAGGGCGGCUAACAACAAAUACAAAACACUUAAUUGUAAUACAACAUAGAAGCAGCAUAAAAUACAGUAUAAAAGCUUGAAUGACAAUAAAAUUCAAAGUUCAAAAAUCGAUUUGGGGGAAAUCCAUCCAAUAAGCAUUAGCUGAAUUAGUCCUACUUGGGCCAGGGAGGAGGCCAGGGGAGAAUUAGCUGUGGGGUCUCAGAGCGGGUAUGCAGCCAAGGAGGUGGUGGACUCCCAACUCCCAUCAGUCCCGACAGUGGACCUGGGAUGAUGAGGUCAUUCCCAACAUCUGGAGCGAGCGCAUCACUUUCGGGUCUGAAAGCAAGGCAGUGAUGGGAAAUGUGUAGCCCAGGCAUAGGCAAACUUGGCUCUCCAGAUGUUUUGAGACUACAACUCCCAUCAUCCCUGACCACUGGUCCUGUUAGCUAGGGAUGAUGGGAGUUGUCCCAAAACAUCUGGAGAGCUGAGUUUGCCGAUGCCUCGUGUAGCCCUACAGAUGGUGUUGGGCUCCCGACUCCCAUCAGCCCCCAGGCAGUGUGAACCGGUGGUUGAGGAUUGUGGGAGUUGUAGUUCAGUGACAUUCUUGGCUGCAAAUAACCAUUUGUACAUCCCGUUCCUUGUGAUUGACCAAGUGAGCCAGGCAGAGGGGGAACAGAGGGAAAUCAGAAAGGUGUGUGUGUAUUUAUAUAGAGAGAGAGCAUUUGACAUAGUCCAUGUGAUAGCGGAAGAAGGGAAAUGUUACCAGGGCCAUCUUUACAAAAUGUGUGUGCAGAGACACACAUGGCACUAAUAUUAUGCACUGAUGUGUUUUGGUGUAACGGGGGAGCAGAGAGGAAAGGUUGUGACACAGGUCAGAUGAGAAGCAAUAAUGGCCACCAACUUGGAUGACUUCAAGAGAGGAAUGGACAGCUAGGAAUAAGGUGAUCAGUGGCUGUGCCCUACUUCAGCUCAGGCAGCCUGGCACAGAACAGUCUUUAAAAUACUUGUCUUUCUUCUGCCAGAGCAGCAGCAGCAGCAGCAGCAGCAGCAGCAGCCCCGCUGUUCAUCGGCUUUUUAGGCAUAGGAUUUCUCUCUGUUUGUCUUUUGCAACAGAUCCCACUUCGUAGAUCUCAGAGUUCUGGUACAAAACAAAGUAGAUCCCACCAGCCUGCAGUCCACAACCCCUGAUGCAGGUUUCCUUUUUUGCCAAGUCUUUUUAUUAUUUUUGCCAAGAUCUGACAAGUGCUUUGUAGCUAAUCAAAGAAUGUAUUGUUGAGAGAGUUUAGCGCUUUGUCCAGGUGGUGACUUGGCCUGUCUUGGUUCAUUCUCCCUUUGUGAGCAUUCUUUUCCAGAGGAUGCUGACCUACAUAAUCUCGCCAUGGUUGGGUUGUGGGAGGUUUUGAGUCUAUACCCCACACUGCUUCAGUAUCCAUGAAUCCUCUGACAUGCUGUUGUGGCUCUUCUGCAACAUCGUACCCUCUACCCUUGGGACAGAAAAACAGUUCCUCCUGCUGCUCUUCUUCUUGGUUUGAGGAAGCGUCUUUUACUGCCUUUUGCUUGUGAUGUGAAAGUUGCAGACUCGGCAACUUAACAGAAUUUGCAAAAUUGCAACUUAAGUGCUGCCCAGAAAUAUUUCAUGGUUGUUUUGCUUCUGCUGCUGUUCCUGAUUAUGGUAAUAUUGGGACGGUAGUAGUCAUAGCUUACUGUUCUGGAUCACACUGCGGUUCAUCUAAGUCCAGCAUUCUUAGUGUAGCUAACUAGAUGUUUCUGUGUGUCCUCUAGGAAGUCCAUCAGGGCCGGACUUCAGGGCUGAAUUUCAAGGGCUCUUCACGAGAAUGAGGACCCCCCCCAAUUCCAGCAGGGCUGACUUACCGCAUUUUGAACUGAAAACAGGCGUUGGCAUCUAAAGAGCUCCCUUUCCACCCAUAAGGCCAUAAAGUCCAGAGUUUAAAAUGACCUAACUGCAUUGCUGAAUUUACAAAGGUGGCAAUUCUCUUGCUCCUGGCUUGUGUGACUCAUUGUGGUCUGGCCCGCCUUGGUUCCCCUGCGGCUGAAAUACUUGCCUUUUAUUUAUCUAUUUAUUUUUAUUUAUACCCUGCCCUCCCCGUCCAAGACCGGGCUCAGGGCAGCUAACAUCAGAUAAAAAAACAAUUGAUUAAAAUACAACUUUAAAAACAAAAUUAAAAUACUACUUAAAAUGCAGCCUCAUUUCAAGUGGAAACCCAGAUCAAAACUGUUUGGGGGGAAGAAAACGUCAAAUCUUCACCAAGGUCAACUAUCCAGACUGGUCCUACGUGGGCCAGAAAAGCCAGGGAGGUCCCCAAAUAGGGGUUUCAUCACAGAAGGAAAAGGAAAGAGGCUGGUUCCAAGCCAAAGGCCAGGCGGAACAACUCUGUCUUACAGGCCCUGUGGAAAGAAAUCAAAUCCCGCAGGGCCCUGGUCUCAUGAGACAGAGUGUUCCACCAGGCCGGAGCCAGUGUUGAAAAGGCCCUGGCCCUGGUUGAGGCUAAUCUGACUUCCUUAGGGCCCAGGACCUCUAGAGUGUUGCUAUUUAUGGACCUUAAGGUCCUCUGCGGGGCAUAUCGGGAGAGGCGGUCCCGUAGAUACAUGUUCCUUCAAACUUCUGAAGUCGAGAGCUGGCAACUGCUAAAGUGGGAAUGGGGAAGCCAGUGGCCCACCAGAUAUUGCAGGACUCCAACUCCCAUCGUCUCCAGCCAUUGGCUGCGCUGACUGGGGCUGAUGGGAGCUGGAGUCCAAGGAGAUGUAGAGGGUUGGUUCCCCAUCCCUACUCUAAAGCAAAGUGAGCUCUUGGAAGUAAUGCAUUGGGACACCCUUUGAGCCCACCUCACACUUAACCUAUUUUUAGGGUUGUGUGUUGUAAGCAUGCCCUUGAGAACGCAAGGCACAAGCAACAAAACUGGGGGCACAAAAGAAACAUACCAUCUUCUUGGCAUCAUUUUAGGAGUUUCAGCAUUUUAUCGUUUAGCAGCUUUUUAGCUGGUGAUUAGUAUUGUCUGCUGGGGCUGUUGCCUCUUGAAAAGGGUUUUGUGUAUAGCAAGUUUUGUGCUUGAAAGCGGGGGCUCUUGCUGUUAGCAGUUUGGCUCGAGGUGCUUUAUCGCCUGUGCAUUUUUUAUAAAAGCAUUUGUAUUUGUGACAUUGCAUGCCUUGUUUUAUCUGUGAGUUGCCCACAGGCUUUUUACGUCUGCAACACACAAAUAUAAUCAAUCAAUAAUAAUUUUAAAAUCAUAUGUGUCGAAGAGCCCAAAUUGAAUGUAUUUCCUCUAUAAUAUAUGAAUAAGUUCUUGAGCAGGCUGUGGAUUGGAUGCCUCCUCAGAGUAGAACCAUAGAAUUGUAGAGUUGAAAGAGACCCUGAGGAUCAUCUAGUCCAACCCCUGCAUUGCAAGAAUAUGCAGCUGUCCCAUAGGGGGAUCAAACCUGCAACCUUGGCAUUAUCAGUACCAUGCUCUAACCAACUGAGCUAUCCAGGCUAUAAAUACAAGGAUCGUCCGAGAUUUGAACCUGGGACCUCUCGUACCCUAAACAAGAAUCAUACCUCUAGACCAGCGGUUCUCAACCUGUGGGUCCCCAGAUGUUGUUGGACUACAACUCCCAUCAUCCCUGAGCUCUGGCCUUGCUAGCUAGGGGUGAUGGGAGUUGUAGUUCAACAUCUGGGGACCCACAGGUUGAGAAAGGCUGCUCUAGGCCAACAAUCCAGCUAGAGAAGAUCCAUUUGAAAUGAAUGGACCCCAUUUAAUCCCCACAAAGACUCUGUCAGGUAGGUCAGGCUGAGAGGCAGGGUGCUUCAUGGCCGAGUGGGAAUUUGAACCCUGCUCUCCGAGGUCCUGUUCCAACACACUUACCAGCCGUUCUCAACCUGGGGUCCCCAGAUGUUCUUGAACUAUAGCUCCCAUGAUCCCUGACCGAAGACCGUGCUGGCUAUGAAUGAUGGGAGUUGUAGUUCAACAGCAUCUAGGAGCCCAAAGUUGAGAAAGGCUGCUCUAACCACUAUGCCGCACUGCCGACCAGAUUUGGGUGGCUGGACCUUUUUAUUCAAUGUAGACUCUCUGUAAAGUGAGUCCCUUCUCUUGUUGUUUUCCAAACAUUGUGUUUCCUGUUUGGGAUGGAGAUGGAGCAGCCCAGUUUGCAAUUUGGCUUGGAUCCUGUCCUUCAUAGAUCUUUCUCGGUGGCUUAGUGUUGUUUAAGGACAGCUCUCCAAUGUGAGUUCCAGGGAGAUGGCCUCUCUCUCUCUCUCUCUCUCUCGCCCCCCACUCAGCUCUGCCAGUAAUUAUUUUUACAGAAGUUGCUGGAUAGGAUUUCAUGGGGCUGGUGACUUCCGGCUUUGCGAAAUAUUACUGACUGCCAAAGGAAAUAUACGGACCGUGGAGACAGCUGUCCGGUUUUUGAGAGGUAUUGCUAUGUUCACGAAUGGAACACCGCCAGGUUAAGACAUUAUCAUAUUUAUUUGCAUUUUCUCUAUUUGGGCUCAAGGAUUAGAGAUUCCUAGUUCUAAAUCUUACUAGGUUGCAGCAGAUGUCCUUUUUCUGCACUCUCUGUCUGUGGCUAAACGAUUGCUAAAGGGCUGAAUCCUUAGGAGAGGAGAAAUAUGGUUUGUACAAUUCCAGACUGAAGCAAGCAUAAGUUGGCUUGAGCAUAAUUGGAAGGUAAUUUAAAGCACCAGGCCUGCAGCCUAAGGUUUCAUUCUGCCAUAGCGUUUAAAGCCCUAAACAACUUAGGCUCCCAAUAUCUGAAAGGCCACAAUCAGAAUGAAUUUCAGAAUCCAAAAAGUCGUAUCGAAAAAUAUGACUUUCGAGCCGUCUGGCCCCAGAAUGCCAACUAGGCAUUCAGUUUUGGCAACUGUAGCCCUGGUUUAAGGAGCCAUUUGGUGCCUAGAUUAUCUACCUGAGUUUCUAACACUGCAGUCCGUCCCUACAGACCCUCUUGGCUGCCAAGAUUGUCCGAGGGAGCCCACCUGGUAGUGUAGGAUGUGUGAGGGCUUUUUUUGCGGUAGCCGCCGAGCUGUGGCGUUCCCACCACACAGAAAGGUAAAGGCACACCUGGUUCUCGUGGCCUUGACACCUGAGAGAUGUGUUUUAGGGCUCACCCUAUUUUUGAUUGUGGCUUAACUGUUUUUAAUACUGUAUUUUUAACUGGUUGUAACCCAGUUUGGACGGCGUGAUAAGCCAAACCAUGCAGCCACAGGAGUAAUCUCCCAGCCAGCUCCUUCUUUCCUCUGAUGCAAACACGGUACCAAGACCUGUUCACAAUGAAGGAAAGGGUGAGGGAGGCAUGGCCAAUGAUUGAGGAUGAUGGGUAUUGUAGUCCAUCAGCGACUGGAAAGUCCACAGAUGUUUUCCCCUCCUCACAUGGAGCUAACAUGCCUGCUACUUUUCCCUCAGCACCAACCCACUAACUUAAUCUAUCUGUUGAACUGGGAAUAUUCGAGCACAGAGUUUGACCACUUCUUCACAUAGCGUUUUCUCAUUCCUCUUAAUGCUCUUUCUUUUCGUCCAUUAUUCUCGCUCCUGCGGCAGGUUUUGUUAGGCGGCUGCUGAAUAACUUUUCUUUCUUCCCUUUCUCAGUUGCCUCUGACUGACUGGUGCCUUUUUCUUCAGCUUCUCUCUCUCUGUCUGAGCGCACGGGACAAUUUGAGACGUUGCUGGUUGGUUCUCGAAUUCUCUGGCGACGCAGGGAGUGGGACGGGCUGGGAAGGCUCUCGCCAGACUUUCCAGAGUUUGAGGAGCGAAAAAUAGUAGCUUGGAAAAUAUUGCCAGAGGGAUACAAUCGUAGGUUGGCAGGCUAGGUGGCGGCGCCGACAGCUGAGAGGAGAAACCCUUGUUCAGAAGAAGUUUGUUUUGAUGUGGGAAGGAUGGCUUCUUUUUGGCUUGGGUUUAAAGCAUAAAAAUAAAUGAUUUUUUCCAGCGGAUUUUUGGCAUUUAAAACGGAUUUUUAAAAUAAAAUGCUUUUGGAGGAAAAAUAUUUCUAAAGAUAGUUAUCUAUUUAAGUUACAUUAUAGUCCAAAGGCUAUUCAUCAGGAAAUAAGGAUUUGUUUUAAGUUUUUCAUGUGUGCUAAACUCAGUCUAAGUUUUUUGUUGUUUAAAUUGUUUAACCACACCAGUUAACAAACAUGGAUACAUAUGCUAUCAUGUUAUUGUUUUAGUUAAAUAAAUUGUUAUUAAGGAAAUGAUUAUAUUUCUCCUUCCAAUAAAGUACAGCAGAAAAGUUGUCCAAAUACAAACAGUUAACUUAUAAAACCUCACAAUAAUAUCAUAAUUAUCUGUAUAUGUAUUUCUAAUAGUAUAACCAAAUCAAUAAUUGUUGAUAUAACUGUAAAAAUGGUUGUAAAUAGUAAGAGUACACCGGCAAGAAAGAGUCUUUCUGUGAAAAAUAUGAUUUAAAUCAAGUCUUACUUACUAGUGAUUUAAAUCAAAUCCACCCUGGUUUAAAGGCAGCCUCUUUUUGUUGUCAGAGCUCAGAUGGGAAACCUUUUUCUCAGACUGACAGCUGCAUCAGCUGAGGCACAUUUAUAUUUGCUUGAAGUAGCUGUUAGGGGAAGGACUGGCAGAGCAUAUGCUUUGCAUGCAGAAGGUCUCAGGUUCAGUCUCCAGCAAAUCCAGGUAGGACUGGGAGAGACUGGAGAUUCGCUGCCUGUCCGUGCGGACAUUACUUCGCCAGAUGGGGCAGUGAUCUGAGUCUGCACAAGGAACCUAGGGAGCUGUCUUAGACUGAGUCAGCAACCCACUGGUCCAUCUCUGAGAUUUCAAACCAGGUAUCUAUCCCAUCCCUACCUGGAGAUGCUCUAUAGCCAAGCCAUGGCCUUUUUCCAAGUACAGUGGUACCUUGGUGCUCAAAACGCCUUGGUUCCCAAAUGCUGAAAACCUGGAUGUAAGGGUUCUGGUUUUCGAACAUUUUUCGGAAGCUGAACGUCCGAUGUGGUUGUCAGCUAUUGUUUCUGGGGCGCCUGCACCAAUCAGAAGCUGCACCUUGGUUUCCAGAAAUUUCAGGAGUCAAACGGACUUCCGGAACAGAUUAAGUUUGGUGCUUUUGUUUUUGCUAUUUAUUUUGCGUUUUUGUUUUUCAGGCUUUUCCGGUUAAUUUGUUUUUGUGACUGUGUGGAACCCGGUUCAGCUACUGAUCGAUUGAUUAUGUGACUGCGGAAAUGUAAAAAAAAAUGACUAUCAUCAGUGCAAGAAAGAAAGAAAAAAUUAAUUUUAAUUUUGAUCACCUACAAUACUGUCUUUAUUUAUUUUAUAAUACAGUACAUAGAUUAUUGAUUUCAUUUUAUGGCUCAAUGGCCUCAUUAGAUAGUAAAAUUCCUGCUAAACUGCUGUUGUAGGGGUUGUUUUUAAGAGUCUGGAACGAAUCGAUCCGUUUUGCAUUACUUUCUAUGGGAAAGUGUGCCUUGGCUUUGGAACGCGUUGGUUUUGGAACGGACUUCCGGAACGGAUUAAGUUUGAGAACCAAGGUACCAUUGUACAAAGCCGCUUCCUAAGGAAGUCUUAGCAUCCUCUUUUGCCUCUGCUUCUGCUCUCUCUCUCCCUGGAUGACCAAAAGCACCCUGGUCCUCUUUCUCCCCAAGGUACGGCUUUCUCUGUGCAAAUUUUACCCUCUGACUAAGAGGGACCUUCUCUUGUGAGCCAGAGGCCUCCUGACAGAGCAGCAGCCUUGGCCUUCCCCCAAGGCUGCAUUCCUGAUCCCCUGAAAGGCCCAUUGAGGAGCCAGAGGCCCUGGCGCUGUCUGGGACCUUCGGAGCCAAAAGGGGACGCUCAGGGCUUUAAAAGGAGGAGAGCGGAGGGGACCCAGGAUGGAGUUACCACUUAGCUGUGCCAGGCCUCAGAGACACAGCUCUUGCGUGUGUGUUUUUAAUAGCUGGGAACGGCGAGGAGAGACAGGGCCCAUCAAGAUAUCUGCCCAUCACUCUUGUCUCAGGAAACUCCAAAGACAAUGUGCCUUUUAUUCUCAUUUUAAUUCCGUCCGCCAUUAGAUUGAUUGCAGAGACUCGGCUCUGAAUAAUUGCUACUAUUAAACCACUCUGCCCACAUGGUACAUGGCCUUAGAUAUUGGACUAGGGUUCAAAUCUCCACUCGGUCCCAGUCUAACCUACCUCGCAGGAUUGUUGGAAGGAUGAAUGAGGCAGGGGAGAGAAUUGUGUCUACCUUCUUGAGCUGCUUGGAGGAUAGGUGUGGCGUGCACAUAAUAAAAUACGCAAAUAAAUGCCCCGUAUUCUUGAUUUUGCAUUCUUGUGCAGGGUGAAGGUGGCGCAAAAUGCCUCUCUGCCAAGUGUGGAAUUGAGCAGCAAAUGGAAAUAAGAGACCAGAGCCGUUUGUGUCUUGUAAGGAAUUUUAGAAAGAAUCCUGGGGUUUUUCAUUUUGCUUUUUUAAACUCCCCGAAACAGAAAACUAGCUCAGCAGGGCUCAGCUACCUUUCUUCCUGCAUGUUCUUCAUUUUGCAAGAAGUUUUUCAACAGGUGCAUUUUUAAAACUGCUCUUUCCAUGCCCACCCCUCGUAUUCUGAAAUGGCACCACCUGGUCAGGAUUCUACAAUUCCAUUCUGACGCUUCCAUUGACCGGCCUGGAACUUGAGAUUUACCAGAAUCCGCUGGCUUCCACUCUGGUCAUGUAGGUUUCAGUGACGCUACCCUUGCUGUGUGGUCACAGAGGCUUACUGUGCCAAUGUGUGGAUGCCAUUGUGCCAUGUAAGCAUAGGAGGCCUCUGUGUGUGUUUGGCGAAGCCUGUGGAACUCAUUGCAUUAGAUGGAUUUUGCUCAGGUUCCCAUCAGUUCUGGAACAGCAGCGAGAUCUGUGGCUGAUUCAUCAUUGGGGGGGUGGUGUCAUUUUUUCCUUGAGGCUGUACUCACCUCAACUGCAUGCCAUUCAGCACCCUUCUACCAGCCUGUCAUGCCUUACAUUAAUAUAAUAAAACAGUGGAUAUUCUCUGUUCCGCCUCCGUUCCUGAUUUAGUCUACAUGAGAGAACCCUGGAGCCUAAUUUUCUUCCAAUAGAGAUUAUUGGUCCCAAAUGACGGGACAACAUUGCAUCCAUCUUCCAUAAAUGGAUUGAUAAGAAGAGGUGGGAAUUAUAGGGACAGAACUACCCAAACCAUAGAAAUUUAUUCAUGUACAUGACUACAGCAGCAAGAAUGUUAUUUGCCCCCAAAAUUGAAAGAAACAGCCCCAAUGAAUCAAGAAUAGAUACAAAAGCUUAUGGAGUACGCAGAAACGGCGAUACUUACCGGAAAAAUAAAAAAUCAAGAUAACAAACUUUUUUUAAAAUAAAAGAAUGGAAAUGGUUUGCUGAACACACAAACUGUAAACAGAUAAGAACAUUGGCAGGAUUAUUGUAAUAACCUGCAGUUUUAUAAGAGCGUACAGUCAUAUCUUGGAAGUCGAAUGGAAUCCGUUCCAGAAGUCCAUUCGACUUCCAAAAUGUUCGUAAACCAAAGCGCAGCUUCCAAUUGGCUGCAGGAAGCUCCUGCAGCCAAUUGGAAGCCGCGGAAGUCCCGUUGGACAUUCAGGUUCCAAAGAACGUUCGUAAACUGGAACACUCACUUCCAGGUUUGCAGAGUUCGGGAGCCAAAAUGUCCGAGUGCCAAGGCAUUCAGGAUCCAAGGUACGACUGUGCAUUUAAAGUAGAGGAAUAAAUGAUUGAAUUAAUUUGGAAUGGGCAGAAAAUAUAUAUCAAAAACAAAUUUAAGGAACCACAGAAAGAGGGGGAGGGAAGUCGAGUUUCGAAAUGUCAAAAUGAUUGUAAAAUUACUGAAAUGUGUAAAAUUGAAAUUCAGGUAGAUAUAGAUAUAGAUUCAGGUAGGUAGCUGUGUUGGUCUGACGGAGUCGAUUUUAUAUAUAUAUAUAUAUAUAUAUAUAUAUAUAUAUAUAGUUCAGUAGCACCUUAGAGACCAACGAAGUUUGAUCUUGAUAUAAGCUUUCGUAUCUGAAGAAGUGUGCAUGCACAUGAAAGCUUAUACCAAGACAAAUUUAGUUGGCCUCUAAGGUGUGUUUGUGUGAAUAUAUACGCGUAUAUAUAUAUAUAUAUAUAUAUACACACACAUAUAUAUAUGGUGUGGGAAAGACCAUAGCUGAGUGAUAGAGAAUCUGCCCAGGUUCAAUUCCUGAUCUCUCCAGGUAGACCUGGGAGAGAGAGUCGCGUCUGAAACCCUGGAGGAGCCACUGACUGUCUGAAUCGCCAAUCAUGAAUUGCGAUGCCACAGUGGUUUUAUGCAGGAUAAGACAGAGAUUCCUAUGAGUCAAAAGGAACUGUGUUGGUGGGAUGACUCACUAGGCCCCACUCCCCAGAAACCUGGCAAUGGACCACUGGAUCGAGACUUAUUUCUCACAGCUGGUUUGAGCUGAAGAUGCCAUGGGAACCAGGAAGAGUCAUUGGUCCCAGCAGAGUUACUCUGAUGCUCUGAGCCAAUGCUGCAGCUGUGUGGGUUGCAGCCGCCACUGCAAGAGAGGCUGCGCAUGUGUGUUUUUUACAUGCAUGUGCAGAGAGAAGCCUUUCUCCUCCUAGAAAUCCAUUGCGUCCGUAUUCAUCUGUUUGUUGAGAUGUGGAAGACCAAAAUAGGGUUGGCGGGACCAGUCUAGUGCUUGGACAAAUACCAGGAAAUUUUUGCUGCUGUUUUAAAAUUGUCAAAUAUUCCAUGAAGCCAUGAAUGCCACUGUUGAGAUGGUGGCUCACAUUAAAAUAUAAAUGAUUUACAGUGUUGUUUGUCAGCAGGUACAAGAGUGAAGGUUCUUUUUCUGCUAGUAGUCUGACGUAUUUCUCAUUGGGGAAGGCUGCAUGGCAGAAUAUCUGCUUUGCAGAAGAUUCCAGGUUUAGUCUCUGGAGCAUCUCAGACUGGGAAAAGACUCCCUGUCUGAAAUGCUGGAAUGCUGCUGCCGGUCUGAGCUAGAUGGGCAGAAAACCACGCAAACGUUUAAAAAGCAGUCCCACAGAUAAAAACACUUGAACAUGAUUCGAACACAGAUGGUGACUGGGUUGAGGUUCUCCACUUAAAAGCCUCCUUGGAAGAGGAAGCAGAUUUCUCAAAAGACAACAGAGGCAGCACCUGUCUGAUUUGCAAAGGGAGGGAAUUUCAAAGGGAAUGUAUUGUUUUGGGUGCUGGCAUCUGUCUGUCUCAAGAGACAAUGGAGUGCGCCUCCAGGGGUGAAGCCAAACUGCUGUGUUAGCAGCACUGAAAUGACCGCCCCGGGGCCCAAACCUGGGCAGUGUGUCUAGAAGUCCUGGGCUGCCCAAAUGACAAGACCUCCCUUCCUGGCCUGGCUGAUGUGAUCCAAAGUAAAGCAGAGCAAUACGUUUUCACCAGUUUGGCUGCAAAAGCUGCUGCAAGGAGGCGUACAAGAUGCCAACCAACUGUCUUAGGGACUCCACUCCAGAUUGGGGUAGGGUUCCUGAUCCUUUUCUUCUUUCAAAGAUACCCCGCAAGGCAGCAGAAGUUUAGGAUCAGUUUUCUCCCGCUUGGACUACUGCAAUGCGCUCUACGUGGGGCUACCUUUGAAGUUGACUCGAAAACUGCAAUUAAUCCAGAAUGCGGCAGCCAGACUGGUGACUGGGAAUGGCUGCUGAGACCACACAACACCAGUCCUGAAAGAUCUUCAUUGGUUCCCAGUACGUUUCCGAGCACAAUUCAGAGUGUUGGUGCUGACCUUGAAAGCCCUAAACGGCCUUGGUCCUGUAUACCUAAAGGAGCAUCUCAACUCCCAUCAUUCAGCCCGGACACUGAGGUCCAGCGCCGAGGACCUUCUGGCGGUUCCCUCGCUGCAAGAAGUGAGGUUACAGGGAACCAGGCAGAGGGCCUUCUCGGUAGUGGUGCCUGCCCUGUGGAACGCCCUCCCAGCAGAUGUCAAGGCAAUAAACAACUAUUUUACUUUUAAAAGACAACUGACGGCGGCCCUGUUUAGGGAAGUUUUUAAUGUCUGAUGCUGUAUUGUUUUUAAUAUUUGGUUGGAAGCCGCCCAGAGUGGCUGGGGAAACUCAGCCAGAUGGGCGGGGUAUAAAUAAUAAAUUAUUAUUAUUAUUUUCCAUCUGCCCCUCGCUUCCCUCUACAGCACGUACAGAAACCCCAUUCUUGUUUGUUGGACCCACUAUUGGUCCCAUCCCCUCAAUCCGCCAGAGCCUGUCUUUGCAUCCAGAGGAAGUCCCUAACUCACAGAGAGUUUGAGACCCACCGGCUACCCUCACCUGGUUUAGCCAGCCAGUCGAAGCCAUUCCUGGUGUGUGUGAGCUGUCGCAUGCUGACAGAUUCUAGGAGCCACAGCUGAGAGCUGAGUGCAGGAUGGGGACCAAAGGUGGACAAACUGCCCCAGAAGGAGCAUGACAUGUCCCUAAUAAUAAUAAUAAUAAUAAUAAUUUUAUUUAUACCCCACCCUUCAGCUGGGCUCAGGGCGGCUAACACCAAUAAAAUAAAAUCACAAUAAAAACAUAAUAGGGGAAAAAGAGAGGGAGGGGGGGAAAUCAAUUUAAAAUACAGGUUAAAAUGCAGCCUCAUUUUAAAAUAGCUGAUAAAUCAUCAAGACUAUAAGGGGAAGGAAACAUAAGGGUCAGACCGAGUCCAAGCCAAAGGCCAGGCGGAACAGCUCUGUCUUGGAGACCCUGCGGAAAGAUGUCAAGUCCUGCAGGGCCAAUGCUGAAAAGGCCCUGGCCCUAGUUGAAACCAAUCUAACCUCCUUGAGGCUCGGGACCACCAAAGUCUUGUUAUUUGUAGACCUUAAGGUCCUUUGCGGGGCAUACCAGGAGAGGUGGUCCUAUAGGUAUGUGGGUCCUAGGCCGCAUAGGGCUAGGUAACACCCCACGCAACCCAAAGGGAAGGUGCAACCACAGUAAAGGGCCUGUUCCUGUAUUGUGAAGAACAAACCGCCUGAUAAGAUCUUCAGGAGGCCUUCUCACAGUGAUAUAUUGGGUACAGAAGGGGCAAAGUGAUCUUUUAGGUAGAAGGAUAUAGGGUUGCAGACUUAUUCUGGAUCCAGGCCUGAACCUGUAAGGUAGCCUUCCCAAACCUCAAACUCUCCGAUUGUUUUUGGCUCCCAUCCGCCCUAGCUGGCCAGUUGUGGCUGAUGUCAGUUGUCGUCCAAAACAUCUGGGGAGUACCAGGUUUGGGAAGGCUGCUGUAGGCCGACCCAAGUGUUCCUGCACAAAAGCCCGGGAGAGAAAUGGCCCCGUGACUGACUUGCAUUUAGAGGAAAACCUUGCUUCCCGUCUUUUAAAUACAAAUAGAAUCAUUAUCAUAUCUACUAGCUGCACUAUAACCAAGAGUUUAUUUGUAAUUAGUGUUCUUUAGCAAACCAGUUGAUGGUUAAAAAAACAUCUGCGUUGAAAAGUUUAUGCUUUUCAAAUGCACAACCCUUAUUUGACCAGAUCUCUUUCGCCUGGUUAGAUGCCGGCCUGCAAACCAAAAUUCUUUCUUUCCUUUGGUGCGUAAGAGCGAGUCAGCGAAAGAGCGGGUCACAUCGUGCCUGGCCUUGGCUACUACUAGCAAUGUUGUUUUUGGGAAGCUUCUCUGCUUACUCAACACGCUUGCAGUCGGCGCCCGGAAUACGUGUAGUUCGUGGCUCCGGUGCGAUCUGAAUCUGGGUCCAAUCCAAACACGCCUGCCUGCCUGAGCGCGCAAAAUCUUCGCUCCUGUUAGCAGGGAUCCCGGUGGUGUAGAUCUCCUCCGCUCUCCCCCUGCUCUCCCCCUGGGCCUCUCUCCUCCCUGCAAUGAUUAGAAGAGCAUCUUUUCCAGCACUUAAUCACCAGGAAUGUGAUAGUUUGUGAGAAGGUAGACAGAGGGAGAUGGCCCUUAGGCUCUGUGCUGCUGAGAGAGGAGGGGACACUUUGGUAAGCUGAGCUCUCAGUAGUAGAGAAGAAUUUAGAAACCUUCAGUUGGAGGGUUCCUGAGGUGAAAGCUGGGCAUAGUGUCGUGCGGUGGUCUUCAACUGGUCCAGAACCAAGGCCCAGCUCUGACACAUGUUCACCAAGCUGCAACAUGGGACCCACUUUCACAAUUUGCACUGUUGAUUUACACUGUAGGAUCCCAUCUUAGGUGGGGGUUCACUUCCAAGGGUUCUGUGUAUGCAGGAAAAUCCCGCACAUCCAAACCCAGGCAAGGGUUAAAAGCUCUUUCUGUGCUGGGUAACCCUAAGUGGAUCCAGCGUAAAAAGAGCUUUUAAUAUUAUUAUUUGCAUACCACCCUAUAGCCAUAGCACUCAGGUCGGUUCGCAACAUAAGAAUAAGAUAUAAAAUUCACAAAAGACAUAAUAAAAAACAAACCAAUAAAUCCUCCCCCCCCCCCACACACAUUUAAAAGGGUAUCGGAUGUCAGUCAGCCAAAAGCCUGGUUUCAAUCCUGAAGUCCUCCAGGGAAGAAUGGGCUAACAAUAUUAAAUUUCCAAGUUCAUGUGUCCAAACACUUCGCCUCUCCACAAAGAGCUCUUACUAAAUUCUCUACGAUUGCUGGAUUUGUUCAAUCUGUGAAUGCUUCCAAAAAUCUUCAGGGGAAAUAUGCACUUAUGGUGCCAUCUUCUGCUUUUGAGGAACUGGCUUGGGGGGGAAAGCAUUCUUAAUUCCUACCUAGCUUUUUUUAGAACCCGAGAUAGAUCCUGGCUUUGAUAGCCAAGGUGCAGUUUAUAUAUGUAAAUCCUCUGGUUUCCAUUCCUGACUCUAUUUGGGGAAUGUGUGUUCCUAUUUUCAGGCAAACUCCUGGUACUGACAGCUGCCACAGAUGAAACAGAGGGUUACCAGCGCUUCCUGCGGACGGCCAAGUACUUCAACUACACUGUCAAGGUGCGAGAAACUCUGAAAAUAGCAGAUAUUUCCUUUCCAUUAAAAUAAUAAAAACAUUUGAGGGGGGGAGGUAGAAUGUAGAGCCAAAUUUCAGCUCUUAAUUUAACUGUCCCCGGAUUACCUCAGCAGUCUUAUUCUCUGGUACCUCAUGGGGCAUGACUGUAUUGCAACGGCCAGGGAAAACCUUUCUGAGCUUGAGGGCCACAUUUCCUUACAGGAAACCUUCCAGGGGCCACAUGUGAAUUGAUGGGGGAGGGGACAGAGGCAAAGGUGGCAGAGCAGAUUCUUGCCUUUGCACAGUAGGCUAUAUUCCAUCCCAGGGCAGGCCCAAGACGUUUUGGCACCUGAGGAGAACCACAAAAUGGUGCCACCAGGGUGGGGUCCAACAGCAUCUCCUCUUUGCCAAGAGGCCGCUGUAGAGGUGUCAUUGGUGGGAUUGCCAUUGAGACAGCAGAUCUAUUCUCCAAGAAAUGUCCCAUUGUUGUCGUUGCUACCACAGCAGCAGGCAGCCCAUUCCUUGGAAGAUGGCUCUGUUGGCCUUGUGGAUAUUGCCACCUGAGGCAGUCGCCUCACUUUGCCUCAUGAGUGGGCCGGCCCUGUUCCACCCAGGCAAGGUGGAAGAGGCAUUACCAGUCGAGGGACAGUUUUGCUUUAGAAGAAAAUAACGAAUUUCCACCCCUGUUGCUUUUGUGUCGUCAUCAUCCCCCAGACUCUCGGCCUAGGAGAAGACUGGAAGGGUGGGGACGUUGCGCGGACGGUCGGCGGAGGGCAGAAGGUCCGCUGGCUGAAGGCGGAAAUGAAAAAACAUGCCAAUGAGGAGGACCUAAUUGUCAUGUUUGUAGACAGGUGAGCUCACAGAUUCUCUCUGUGCCAGUCGCAACAACUUGACUGUGAGGGAGGCCUGCGUCACAGGGUUGUUGUGAGACUUAACACUUACAUCUUUGAUCUGUUCAUUUCAUUGCACUUCUUUACUUUUCUUUUCUUUCUCUUCUGCCUGCGUGGGCCCCCAAACUCAGAGCAGGUGAGAUGAGGAUAUAAUAUAUUAGCUGUGCAGGUCACGAGGAAAUAAGUUGGUGUUGCACUUUACCUGAUAAAGGAGUGAUGGCGAGGUCAGGGUCUUUUCCAUUUGGAGGGGGUGGGCAUGGAAACGGGAGGAAACUGAAGCUUGGGAUGGGGAUAUCCGUUCUCUGGGGAAGAGUGGCAGCCGACCAUUUAAUUCCCACCCAGAUAUUUGUGAUUUAUCACACUUUAAUAGGUGACAUUGGAAGACCUGUGUUCAAAUCCCCCCACUUGGUAAUAGAAGCUGGUUUGUUAGCUUUGGGCAGGUCAGUUUCUUCUAGCCUAGCCUACCUCACAGGGUGGUUGUGCUUAUAGAAUUCCAUCCCAACCUCCAUCUGGAGUUCGUUGGAGAAAGCACAUGGUUAUUGAAAUUGAUGGGCAACGAAGAAGAUAAAGGGUCUGGAAACCAAAAAGGCCAAAUAGCCAAUGGUUAAAGGAUCUGGGUAUGUUUAGCCUGGAAAAGAGGAGACUAAGAGGUGAUAGGGUAGCCAUUUUCAAAUAACUAAAGGGCUGCCCCAUGGAAGAUGCAGCAAGCUUGUAUUCUGCUGCUCCAGAGGGUACGACCCGAACGAAUGGAUCCCAUUGCAAUAAAGGAGAUUCUGACUAAAAACCAGGAAGAACUUUAUGAUGGUAAGAGCUGCUCGACAGUGGAACGGACUCUCUCGGAAUUUGAUGGACUCUCAUUUAUUGGAGGUUUAUAAGCAGAGGUUGGAUGGCCAUCUGCCAGGGCUUCUUUAGACUUUGAUUCCUGCAUUUUCUGGGGGUUGGACUAGAUGACCCCCCGGGUCCCUUCCAGUUCUGCAGUUCUAGGAUUCUAUAAAAUGUUAAAUGAGUACUGUUAGUAAUUAUAAAUGGGCAUGCUCUUUUCCUGGAGACGGCCACAGGCUGAACUUGCAGUCCCAGCCUCACGAUAAAGCAUUGCCUUGCUCACCGGAGGCCCCUCGCUAAAAGCUCUCAAUCUGCCCUCUUGUCUGCUUCCCAGCUACGAUGUGAUCCUGGCAGGGAGCCCCAUCGAACUCCUCUGGAAGUUCCUGCAGUUCAAGAGCAAUGUGGUCUUCUCGGCGGAAAGCUUCUGCUGGCCAGAGUGGUCGCUGGCCGAGAAGUACCCGCCGGUGGGCGUGGGAAAACGCUUUCUGAACUCUGGAGGUAAAAGGCCAGCUUCCCUUCCCUUGUCCCCCUCCAACUCCCCAUUUAGCAAAGUAGCUUGAAUUCUGUGCUAGGAAGGCCCACUGGAAUCUGCCACUGGAAUCAAUUAUGGAAAGAUGCACAUGGGUUUUGCACAAUUAAUAUUCCGUUGCCGAGUGCCAGGUUUCCAAAUAAUACAGCGUUUCUUUAGCAAGCUGUGCGGGUUUGGAUGGGUAGGUGAAACUUAAGAAGGAAAGCAUUAUACAGUGGUACCUCAGGUACCUCAGAACUUAAUUCGUUCUGGAGGUCCAUACUUAACCUGAAAUUGUUCUUAACCUGAAGACCACUUUAGCUAAUGGGGCCUCCCGCUGCUGCCACACUGCCGGAGCACGAUUUCUGUUCUCAUCCUGAAGCAAAGUUCUUAACCCGAGGUAAUAUUUCUGGGUUAGUGGAGUUUGUAACCUGAAGCAUAUGUAACCUGUAGUGUAUGUAGCCCGAGGUACCACUGUAUUAGGAAAGCAUUAUAUUGGAAGAAGGAAUGAGAUGCUCCCUGGGGCUAUAAAGACCUACUCUUCUGUCCCGAAAAGUACUGUUACCGCUUUCUUUCUGCUUGAGGUUCUAGCUAUUUGCUGCUCACGCGCUUGCAAGCUUAUAUCUACAGCCAUAUGGACUAGAAGCUUGGAGCAGAGGGAACUGAGCGUAAAAGCUAUUUAAUAGUUUAUACUAGAUGCUAGAUUUGGGGGCGCGGGUGUUGCUGUGGUCUAAACCACUGAGCCUCUUGGGCUUGCCGAUCAGAAAGUUGGUGGUUCGAAUCCCCGCAACUGAGUGAGCUCCCUUUGCUCAGUCCCAGUUCCUUCCAACCUAGCAGUUCGAAAGCACGUCAAAAAGUGCAAGUAGAUAAAUAGGUACUGCUUCGGCAGGAAGGUAAACGGCGUUUCCAUGCACUGCUUAGUCAUACUGGCCACAUGACCCAGAAAAACUGUCUGUGGACAAAGGCCGGCUCCCUCGGCCUGUAAAGCGAGAUGAGCGCCGCAACCCCAGUGGACUUAACUAUCGGGGUCCUUUAUCUUUAUCUUUUAGAUGCUAGAUUACAAGCUUGCACAGCAAAUGUGAGUGUAACAGGGCCUGUUUGAUGACUGGCUUCUUAGCACCUUCUGGCAGGAGCUUCUGUAACUGUCCUGUUGACUCCAGCUAGGAUGCUGCUGCUACUGCCCUUCUGGAAGUGAGCCAGGAUUGUAGCUUAGGUGUGCUUUGAAAGUGCCCUGCGAGUAACAGCAGCAAGACUCUGUUUUCAACAGGCCAGGUGCUUGCCUUCCAGUGGUGCGGUGGCAUUCUGAGAAUUCCUGCUUUACUUUAAAAAAGAAAAAAAAGUUUCUAGUUCUUAAGGUGGGCUGGGAAGCUCAGGCCUGGAGACCAAAUGCAACUCUCCUGGCCUUUCUACCUGGCUCUUGGAAUUCUCACUGCCCCCUCAGGCACACCUUGAGGAAUUUAGCCUGGCUGGAACGUGUUUUGAGCUCUGAGAACGCCUCUUGCUUGUGGAGACGUGUGUGUGUAUCUCUCUCUGUGUGUAUAUACAGAAACUAGCCUAUUCUGCAAAGGUAACAUAGAUCGGCCCAGCCACUUUUGCUUCUGACUGCUGGGACAUGGCCCCCAGAAGGUUGCCAAAAGGGAAUGUGGCCCUUGGGAUAAAAAGGUAUCCUACUCCUGCCUUAAGGCUACAAGGGUAGGCUUGAAACAGUACAUACCCCCUCAAAAAUCCCAAAACUGGUGUGUCUCUGCCUCAGGGUUCAUUGGCUACGCCCCCACCAUCAACCGCAUCGUCCAGCUCUGGAAGUACAAAGAUGACGACGACGACCAGCUCUUCUACACACGCAUUUACUUGGAUCCUGCCUUGCGGGUGAGUCUGUUGGGGUGGGUGGGUGAGUCUUUGCUGCCCUUGAGAAAUAAAGAUGAGGAACCCUGUGGCCCUCAGAGCACUGCCGGACUACAACUCCCAUCAUUCCCGACAGCUGGCCGUGCUGCCUGCGGCUGAUGGGAGCUGGAGUCCUGACACAAUCUGGAGGGCUUUAAGAGACUCCCCUGCUGCCUGUGGAAGGGACACGUGGAGGCCUCUGAGUUGACCAUCUUAAGCUGCUUUCAGCAGCAGCCAGGAAACUGAAAUCUGAUGCCCUUGCAAAGCAGCAGGACCGGAUUCUCAGAAAAACUCUGCACAUUCAUUUCUCUGGCUCAAAAGCUGGGAGCUAAAUUCGGGGGGGGGGGGGACUUUGUUCACCACUUCACAGACAGGCAGGAUACCCAUUUUUAAUAGGGAAAUAAAGCUUUCUAUCCAAUGUCCCAUCAUGCUCUGAGCAGACGCAUGGAAAGCAAGAAUCAGAAGAAUCUUUAUUUGCAUCAGCCACUAGCCAUUAGCAAUAAAAUAAAAUAAAAUGAACUGAAGGUAGAGGUAAAAACAUAACUAUAGAAAAUACAUUUUGGGAGGUUUACGUCAAUAAUCAAAUACAGUUGUACCUUGGAAGUCGAACAGAAUCCGUUCCGGAAGUCCGUUUGACUUCCAAAGCGUUCGAAAACCAAAGCGCGACUUCUGAUUGGCUGCAGGAAACUCCUGCAGCCAAUCGGAAGCCGCAUUGGAUGUUCAGCUUCCAAAAGAAUGUUCGAAAACAGGAACAGUCACUUCCAGGUUUCUAUGGUUCGGGAGCCAAAACAUUCAAGAACUAGGCUGUUCGAAAGCCAAGAUAUAACUGUAAUAGAUCUUAUUCUAAUUGCCCCCGCUAAAACCCUUGCAGUUUUUGCUCUCCCCUGAUCAUCUUGAUCUGCUAAAAGAAAGGACAUCGUCACAAUGGAAAGCAAUGGACAUUUAUUAUUUGUUUAUUUGUUGCACCUAUAUCCCACCUUUCCCCUCAAGGAGGUCAAGGUGGUAUUUUUAGUUCUACCGCCUCCUUGUUUAAUCCUCACAACAACCCUGUGAGGUAGGGUGGGAUGAUGGUGAUGAUGAUGAUGAUCAUAAUAAUAAUAAUAAUAGUAAUAAUAAUUUAUUAUUUAUACCCCGCCCAUCUGCCUGGGUCUCCCCAGCCACCCUGGGCGGCUUCCAACAGAGUGUUAAAAUACAGUGGUCUGUUAAACAUUAAAAUCUUCCCUAAACAGGGCUGCCUUCAGAUGUCUUCUAAAAGUCUGGUAGUUGUUCUUCUCUUUGACAUCUGGUGGGAGGGAGUUCCACAGGGUGGGUGAGAGUGAGUGAGUGGCCCAAGGUGAGCCUCAUGGCUGACUGGGGAUUGAAACCUGUUUCUCCCAGGUCCUAGUCUGAUACUGCAAGCACACUGCAUUUAUAAAUAGAUAGGACAUAUAAAUCCUUGCUGGAUUUGUGUUCAUAGGGGCAUUCUAUGGGUGCUUUGUAAUUGUAGUGUUUUGAUGGAAGAUUACGAUUAUGUAAGGGGAGGCUUCUGUUCUUACCUCCUCCUUCCUGUCUCCCUAGGAGAAACAUAAGAUCACGCUGGAUCAUAAGUCAAAAAUCUUCCAGAACUUGAAUGGUGCCAUCGGUGAGUGGUUGAUAUUUUCUGUAGCAGUGUUCCGGUUGUCUAUGAGUGAACACAUCAGUAGGGCAGCCAGAACCGUAUAUUUAAAGCACUGUGAUACCACCUUAAACAGUUGCGGCUUCCCCCAAAGGAUUCUGGGAGCUGUAGUUUGCUAAGGGUGCUGCUUGGAGGCCCCUAUUCCAGAGCUACAAUUCCCAGAAUUCCCUGGGAAGAGGGCUUGAUUGUAGCUCUGUGAGGGGACGAGGGGUUUUCUCAGCAUCCUUAACAAACUUCAUUUCCCAGAAUGCUUUUUUGGGGGUAAGCUAUGACUUUAAAGUGGUAUCGUGAUGCUUUAAAAUGUGGUACAUUCCCAUUUAAAUGCAUGGUGCGAAUGCUGCCUAACUCCCCUGAUCUGCAUGUUUGAAACUUCAUAGUCAUGAGGCAAGCUGCAGAUGGCAAUAAUUCCCACCGUGUGGUGGACUUUUCUGAAAGGGGAAACAUGGUGUUUGCUUGGGGGAGAAGAUUCAGUUUGUCCCAUACUCUUUAUUCCAUCCUCCUUCUUAACAGACGAGGUAGUUCUGAAAUUCGAACGGACCCGAGUGCGCGCCCGGAACGUCGCUUACGACACCUUUCCUGUUGUCAUCCAUGGCAACGGGCCCACCAAGGUAUUUGAACAGCUCCUCUCCUGGCCAUGCGCCUUGGUUGAAGAAGACCUUAUUCCUUGGGGCUGGGAGCCUGCAGCCAGCUUGCUGAAGCUAAGCAGGUCCAUGCUUGGUCCGUGUCUGGAUGGGAGACCCCACUUAGGCCAACAGACAGAAGAAAAGCGGGAUAAAAGCACAAAUAAACAAUAUGGAUGCCGCAUUUCAAUUUGCCUCUGGGCUUUGUAGCCAAACCAGUCUUGAAACAUUGUCUGAUAUCUGGGAAGGCAAGCAGGCUCCCAAGCUUACAGUCCUCAUGGUGACAAAACCCACAAAGAAGAAUUCAGGUUGGGGGGUGUUUGGGGAAACUGUCCUCUAUUUUAUUGCCUCCCCUCAUCUUGCUGACUGGUGUUCUUGCCUUCUUCCUUCCCUGCAGCUGCAGCUGAACUAUCUGGGAAACUACAUCCCCAACACCUGGACCUACGAGGGGGGCUGCGAAGUUUGUGACGAAAACCUCUUGGAUCUGUCAGGCCUGCCGGUGAGUCAGAGGAUAAAUCAGGAUGCAGAAGAGUCAGCUGUGAGGCUGGAGGCGGGGGAAGGUGUUGAGGGAGCGGCAAGGCCAGCCCAAGACAUUUUUUGACCGCCUGAGGCGAAGGACAAAAUGGCUUCCCUCUCGCUCCUCAUACGGAAGCGAACUGAGCUGCUGUCGAUGAGAUGAUGCCCUCCUCUAUAUCUGGGGGUGGUAGGUCUACUUGGAGGCAGGAAGCAAAGCCUAAGGGCACACACACACACACACACACACCCUCCACCGCUUCUUUCGCCUGAGGCAACUGCCUCACCUUGCUGGUCCCUGCGAGAGGAGUGUGGGCUUCUGGAGGUUCAUAUUUGAGCUCACCUUUCCUGUUCCCUCUCCUUUUUGCAGGAAGAAUCGUAUCCACGUGUGCUUCUGGGUGUGUUCAUCGAGCAGCCCACACCCUUUCUGCCUCAGUUUCUUCAGCGUCUCUUGACCUUGAAUUAUCCGUACUCUCAUCUCCAGCUCUUCAUCCACAAUCACGUGAGUUGUGUACACACACACACACACACACCCUGCAAAGGUGAGGUAUUUUGUGCUGUCCCUAACUGUAGGCUAAUCCUCAUUUUACAUCUAAAGCUCAGGUCUAAUUAGACCAUCAGAUAAACAGCAUGGGGGGGGGGGGAGAGCUGUCAUAGCUUCUUAAAGGACUUGGGACUUGGGACCCAUGGCACAAAUUUGCAUAUGCUGAUUUGCAUGUGAUGCCCUAAUUAUUUAUUUUAUUUGCUUUGUAAAAUUUAUAUGCUCCUUGACUGUAAAAAAAAAAAAAAAAGAACACCUCAAAGUAGUUUACAAAACGAUAAAGGGAUAAAAUUAUCACUAAGGAAAAUUAACAACAAUAUCUUAAGUCAUUUGAAGAGUUAAAAUACUGAUACGUAUCAGUGCCUCCAGGCAAAUUAAUAAGCUAGGUAACUGGUGGCUGUCUCUGAACUAGACAUUUAAAUCACUAUGAUACCAACUUUAACAGUUACGGCUUCCCUCAAAGCAUACUGGGAACUGUAGUUUGCUAUGAACACUGAGGAUUGCUAGGAGACCCCUAUUUCCUUUGCCGAGCUACAUUUCCCAGAUUGAAUAUAUAAAAAAAUUAAAAAAUUGUCCAGAGCACCUUAGAGACCAACUAAGUUUGUUCUUGGUAUAAGCUUUUGUGUGCAUGCACACGGAAGCUUAUACCAAGAACAAACUUAGUUGGUCUCUAAGGUGCUACAGGACAAUAUUAUUAUUAUUAUUAUUAUUAUUAUUUAUGUAUUUCUACUGCAUCAGACCAACAGUGCUACCUACCUGAAUCUGUUUCCCAGACUGGUUUGACAAUCCUUCUUCCCGGGGAACUCGGGGAAUUGUAGUUCUGAGAGGCGAACGAGGGGUCACCUCACAGCUCUCAGCUCCCUCAACAAACCACACUUUCCCAGGAUGCUUUGUGAGAAGCCAGGAGUGUCUAAAGUGGUAGAAGAGAGCUUUAAAUGUAUGGCACUGAUGUGACAUGUUUGUUGGGGGAGGGAUUUUUUGAACCCAGGCAUUCUGAGGUUCCGCUGCAUCUGUGGCAUUUUGAUCUCCUGUUCUGGCCUGGAUGUAAAGGCGCAGGAACUAUCUGCUUUGUCAGAAUGUGGCAACGCCAGGGAGACUCUGCUUCCCUGCUAGGGAGGCUCAUUUAACAUGUCCCAACGUUUUGCAGGAGGUGUAUCAUGAGCCGCACAUCGAAGCCGAGUGGGAGCAGCUUCGUGGGGCCUUUGAGAGCAUCAAGCUUGUCGGUCCAGAGGAGGAGCUGAGCCAAGGGGAGGCAAGAGACAUGGCCAUGUAAGUAAAAGCAGAGCAAGGCAGUAAAAGUCCGUAGUUAAACUGUGGAAUUUUCUCCCGUAAGAAUAGAAAUGUUCUCAACCCGUUCUGACAAUUUCUUCGUGUGCAACAGGGACCUCUGCCGCCAAGACCCCACCUGUGACUACUACUUUAGCCUGGAUGCUGACGUGGUCGUGGCAAACCCGGAUAUCUUGCAGAUAUUGAUCCAGGAGAACAAGUAAGCAAUGCUUCCCUUUCCCUCCUCUGGAGCCUUUUAGAAAACCAUUUGUACAGCAUUUCUCCUGCCCCCCAUCUCCCCAUAAACGACUUCUCUUUUGCUUCUUUCCCCCUCCGCGAUCCAGGAAGGUAAUCGCUCCGAUGAUGUCGCGCCACGGCAAGCUUUGGUCCAACUUCUGGGGGGCCCUGAGCCCCGAUGAAUAUUAUGCGCGCUCAGAGGACUACGUGGAAUUGGUCCAGGGCAAGAGGAUGUGAGUUGUGGUCAGAACCGGGUGGGAAGAAGAAUUAUUAUUAGUGUUUAUUUAUUAAAUUUAUACACUGCUCUUCAUCUGAAGAUCUUGGAGUGGUAUUAAUAUAGGAGGGUUCUGCUUCGCUCCCAAAAUUGUCAUUCGUAUAUUUAAAGCUUUUGGUCUUUAAGCUGGGGGGUUGGGACCCCUUGCUGGGUCACGGCCUAGAUAAGGUGGGUCACAACAGCGGCACAGCCAAAACACAGGUAUGUACCCAAAAAAAGUUAUGAAGUGGGCCCCAAACAGCAUGUGGAUGGGCCAAAGGUGGGCUAUCUACGGGACCUCCUCUCCUGGUAUGCCCUGCAGAGAGGACCUUAAGGUCCAUGAACAACCAUAGUUUAGAGAUCCCGGGCCCUAAGGAAGUCAGACUAUCCUCCACCAAGGCCAGGGCCUUCUCAGUGAUGGCUCCGACCUGGUGGAAUGCUCUGCCCCAUGAGACUAGGGCCCUUCAGGACUUAACCUCCUUCCAUUGGGACUGUAAGACAGAGCUAUUCCGCAUGGCCUUUAAUUUGAAUUCAGCCUGAUCUUUUAUUUCCCUUCUCUUCCCUCCCCCUCCCCUUUUAUGAAGAUCACCCGCUCUGAGACCCCACAGCUAAUUCUCCCCUGGUCUCCUCGCUGGCCCAAGUAGGACCAAUUCAGCCAGCUAGCCCUGGGGAUUAUCUAAUGCUUAUUUCCCCUAAAUUGAUUUUUGAUUUUUGAUUUUUAUUGUUAUUCAUGUUUUUAUACUGUAUUUUAUGCUGCUUUUAUAAUUAAGUGUUUUAAAUUUGUUGUUAGCCGCCCUGAGCCUGGUUUUUGAACCGGGAAGGGCAGGGUAUAAAUAAAAUAUUAUUAUUAUUAUUAUUAUUUUAUUAUAUUGGCCUGAUCCAGCAGGCUCUUCUUGUGCCCAGCUCUUCAGCAAAAAAGUUCCCUGUGCAGCUUACUUGCAGUUCAUUUAAACAAGGCGGUUCCUGCCCACAGGCUUACAGUGACAUGACACAAAAGGAAAGAAGGGACAGGAGGGAAGAGGAAUUUUCUUUUUCAUAGUUGCAUAACUUAUGUAAGUUACAUAGAUCUGCCAGUGAAACAAAUAGUUUUGGGAAGAAGGUGAACUGCGGUGGAAGGGAAUCUGCCACAUGCGACAUCUAGAGGGCAGAAUAGAAAACGAUGGCCGCUUACCUUCUUACUGGGAAUUCUCCUCUCCCUCUUCUCUUCCUACAGCGGAGUGUGGAACGUCCCCUACAUCUCUCAGGCCUAUUUGCUGCGAGGGGAAACUCUGCGCCAGGAGCUGCCCCAGCGCAACGUCUUCACCUUGGACGACACGGACCCAGACAUGGCCUUUUGCAAGACUGUGCGGGAGAAGGUAAGGAACGUUUUGCCUCCCAGACAUCCCAUGAAUCAAGAUCUCCCCAGACUCUGCACUUCUGAAAGCUGUGUUCUGUCUCUUCCAGUGAUGGUGCAAACCCGACAUGUUUUCCUGGGUUUGCAUAAAUUUAUUCUACACCUAGCACUUUUGGGGAAAGUCGAAAGAUUAACAGAAGCUCUGUCCUACUUUGGGGAGUUUCACUGCUGUUCACUGUCCUGGCUUUCAGUUCUGUCUGCCCAAUCUUAAAGGCUAGAAACCUCUUUUUUUAAAAAAAACAAAACCAAAACCAAAAACCACCACCUACAGUUCUCUACAAGGGAUGCGGGUGGCGCUGUGGGUUAAACCACAGAGCCUAGGACUUGCCGGUCAGAAGGUUGGCGGUUCAAAUCCCUGUGACAGGGUGAGCUCCCGUUGUUCGGUCCCUGCUCCUGCCAACCUAGCAGUUCGAAAGCACGUCAAAGUGCAAGUAGAUAAAUAGGUACCGCUCCGGCAGGAAGGUAAAUGGCGUUUCCGUGCGCUGCUCUGGUUCACCAGAAGCGGCUUAGUUAUGCUGGCCACAUGACCCGGAAGGUGUACGCCAGCUCCCUCAGCCAAUAAAGCGAGAUGAGUGCCGCAACCCCAGAGUCGGCCACGACUGGACCUAAUGGUAAGGGGUCCCUUUACCUUUUAAGGUUCUCUACACCGUGAAUGAUGUUCUCAAUAGCAAAAUUCUGUGAUGUUGCAGAACACAUAUAACCAUACAAUUACUGUAUUUUUUGCUCCAUAAGAUGCACUUUUUUCCUCCUAAAAAGUAAGGGGAAAUGUCUGUGCGUCUUAUGGAGUGAAUGUGUGGUCGAUCGCUGGCUCCCUUUCUGGCUCCGCCCCCUUGCCCAGGCCUCCAUUGUUGAAUGUUCUGCAGGCGGAGGGUGUUUGUUUCCCCAGCGACAUGUGACUGGCUGAUUAGAUUAUCUGUCUGGAAACAUUUCUUUCCUAAAGAAGCUGCAGAGCUGUGAGUUGAACCCCAUAAAAACAGGAUUUUUUCCCUUUGCAAAGUUAGCUCAACAAGUUUGAGCUGAUCCUCAAAAAAGGGACUUUUCCCCUUUGCAAAAGAAGCUGCACAACUGUGAGCUGAUUCUGCCCCAAAACGGGGCUUUCCCCCUUUCCUCCUCUAAAAAUUAGGUGCGUCUUAUGGAGCGAAAAAUAUGGUAUAUGGGGUUUGGGGGAGCACUUCUGUGGCCUCCCAGGAUGCAUGUAUUUGGGGGUGGACGGUAGGUGUGGUAACUUUUUUCUACUUAUCCAAAUUUUAACUAUCUGCUUUCUCCCCCAGGGCAUCUUCCUUCACAUCAGUAACCGGGACGAGUUUGGGCGCCUCAUUUCCACUGCCAGAUACAACAUAUCUCACCUAUAUCCUGACCUCAGGCAGAUCUCUGAGAAUCCCCUGGUGAGAAGCAGUCCAUUUUCCUGCCUUCCGUCAUUCCACAAUUCACUGGGGUGUGAUGGCUCCCCUCCCGCUACCCAUCUUCCCACAAGUUUGAGGGGGGGCCCUAGCCAAGCGCCAUCUUGUGGCCACUGUCUCCCCCCCCCCCCCGGAGCUUCACACUUACCUAAAAAUUUACCACAAUGUCUUGAUUUGGCGUUCUCCUAGGAUUGUGGGAAAUCGUAAAUGGCUUCUGCCCAACUGAGGUCUGCCCUUUUAGUAUCCCUGAAGUGAUGUCGUGCUGGUGUACAGUGGGAAAUAAAAAUGGCAGCCCCCCAAACCGGCCACACGGUGCUUAUCUGGCCUGAGUGCCAGUUAAGAGCCCAGUGUCUCUGCUGCUGUAUGCUGGGUUAUUAUUUUUUAGCAUUUCUCUGCAACCAUGAGGUCUAGGAACUUGCUCUUUGUCAUUUUGGGAAAUCCAAUAUGUACUCCCUGGAUCCCUUAAUGUCUCUGUCCCCCACCCCCUUUUGUUUAGGAUUGGCAGGAGAAAUAUAUCCAUGAGAAUUACACUCAGGUGUUGGAGGCAGACUAUUAUGAGCAGGUAAGCAUCUCUCGGUUGCCAUGCCUUUGCAUCGUGCAUCUUGUGUCUCGGAAACUCUCCUUUCUCUCUCACGCCAACACUUCUCCCCUUUUGCAGCCCUGCCCUGACGUUUACUGGUUCCCCGUGUUCACCGACCAGAUGUGUGAUGAGCUGGUGGAAGAGGCAGAAAACUUUGGCCAGUGGUCCGGAGGGAAGCAUGAGGUGGGAGCCCUCCUUUCUUCUUCGGGACUACCAUAAAGAAGAGCUUUGCUGGUUCAGGCCAGAGGCUCGUCUAGCCUUGACACUUUUUCUUAUUCUCACAGAGGCCAAACACAUGCACACUGCGGUUUCCAGCUGCUGGUAUUGAGAGGUUGUAGGGAUGCAUGUGACGCUGUGGUCUAAACCACUGAGCCUCUUGGGCUUGCCGAUCAGAAGGUUGGCGGUUCGAAUCCCCACAACGGAGUGACCUCCCGUUGCUCUGUCCCAGCUCCUGCCAACCUAGCAGUUCAAAAGCACACCAGUGCAAGUAGAUAAAUAGGAACCGCUGUGGUGGGAAGAUAAAUGGUGUUUCCGUGCGCUCUGGUUUCCGUCACAGUGUUUUGUUGCACCAGAAGCGGUUUAGUCAUGCUAGCCACAUGACCUGGAAAACUGACUGUGGACAAACGCCGGCUCCCUUGGCCUGGAAGCGAGAUGAGUGACGAAACCCCAUAGUUGCCUUUGACUGGACUUAACCAUCCAGGGGUCCUUUCCUUUUAUUAUUAUUAUUAUUAUUCAGAGGUUUACUGCCUCCAAGAGGGAAGGGAGAGAACACAGCCAUCUUGGCCUAGCAGCUGUUGAUAGCCUUAUCCUCCCUGAAUUUCUCCAUACAGUCAUACCUCAGGUUGAAUGUGCUUCAGGUUGAGCGUUUUUGGGUUGCGCUCCGCAGCGACCUGGAAGUAACAGAGCGCAUUACUUCACAUGUGCAGAAGCUCAAAAUGAUGUCACGUGCAUGCACGGAAGCGGCAAAUCGCGACCCACGCAUGUGCAGAUGUGGGGUGCGUUCGCUUCAGGAUGUGAACGGGGUUCCAGAACGGAUCCCGUUCGCAUCCAGAUGUACCACUGUAAUCUUAUGCUAAAGCCAUCUAAGUUUUGGUGACGCCAUCAGCUACACCUUGUGAGAGCACAGUCCAUAAUUUAACUGUACACUGCAUGAAGAAGUUACUGCCUUUUUCCUCUGUCCUGAUUCUACCAACUUUCAGCUUCCCUGAACAUCCCCAGGCUCUGCUUGCAUGCUCCCCGUCAUGGGCAUCUGCUUGGCCACUGUGAGAACAGGAUGCUGGACUAAAUCGGUCCUUGACUUGAUCCAGCAGGUCUUUCCUUAUGUUCCUUAUCCUUGAAUUCUAGUAGAGUGGUACCUCGGGUUACAUACGCUUCAGGUUACAUACGCUUCAGGUUGCAGACUCCGCUAACCCAGAAAUGGUGCUUCAGGUUAAGAAAUUUGCUUCAGGAUGAGAACAGAAAUUGUGCUCUGGCGGCGCAGCGGCAGCGGGAGGCCCCAUUAGCUAAAGUGGUGCUUCAGGUUAAGAACAGUUUCAGGUUAAGAACAGACCUCCGGAACGAAUUAAGUACUUAACCCGAGGUACCACUGUAUUAAGAGAAAGGGAGAAAAGCAUCUUCCUAUCCACUUUUUCAGCACCAUGUAUUCUUUCAUAUACCUUUACUUGCUAAAUUUGGCAGAAGGGACCGUACACUCCCAGGAGAGGUUUCAGCUUGAAAUUUUGGGCAAGGGGAGGCAAAUGUGGCUUGCGACAUCCUUAAUCUUUGUUAUUGUUUUAUUAUAAGAUUAUCGUAGAAUCUUAGAAAAGGCAGUGGCGGAAUUUGCCAGUAUGCUGCUGGUUUCUCAGUACCAUUUGCCUCGGCGAUUUUGCCUCCCCCAGGAUUCCCGGCUGGCUGGUGGCUAUGAGAAUGUCCCGACCGUUGAUAUCCACAUGAACCAAAUUGGUUUUGAGAAGGAAUGGCUGCAGUUCCUGCAGGACUACAUCGCUCCGGUCACAGAAAAGCUCUAUCCCGGCUACUACACUAAGGUACCGGCUCCUGGGGUUUGUGGGGGGGGGGGGAGCAUCCUGCCUGCCUGAUGAAGCAUCACAGCUGAGGGGUUGGGAAAAGGGUCGCUGCAAAGAGCCCAAGUGGGGAGAUGAAUAGGAAACUGUGCUAAGCUUUGGAAGGAAGCAGAGGGGGGAGGAGCAUAAUCAGACCAUCUCCAGUUUCCCGAAAGCUUGAAGUUUUUUCUCACAUCUGGUGGCUAUUUAUAAGCCUGGGCACAGCAGCAAAGUCUGGCGUUUCCUGAAUUAUUUCCACUAUUCUUAUUUGGGGUGUGGGUGUGUAUGUGCAAUUUGCCAUUCUACCGAAGACAAUGCUUGACUCACUGCUGUUCUGCAGGCACGAGCGAUCAUGAAUUUCAUGGUCCGCUACCGCCCGGAUGAGCAGCCCUCGCUCCGGCCACAUCACGAUUCCUCCACUUUCACCAUCAAUGUUGCGCUGAACCACAAAGGGAUCGACUACGAGGUGAGCGCCCCCUAGAGGGCAGGAGUUGGAUCUGGGGUUUUUUGUGUGUGUGUACAGGUAAAAGUACGGGUGACGCUGUGGUCUAAACCAGGCUUCCUCAACCUUGGGCCUCCAGAUGUUUUGAGACUACAGUUCCCAUCAUUCCUGGCCACUGGUCCUGCUAGCUAGGGAUCAUGGGAGUUGUAGGCCAAAAACAUCUGGAGGCCCAAGGUUGAGGACCACUGGUCUAAACCAUUGAGCCUCUGGGCCUUGCUGAUCAGAAGUUCAGUGGUUUGAAUCCCCGCAAUGGGGUGAGCUCUUGUUGCUCUGUCCCAGCUCUUGCCAACCUAGCAGUUCAAAAGCACACCAGUUCAAGUAGAUAAAAAGGUAUUUCUGCGGUGGGAAGGUAAAUGGCGUUUCCGUGUGCUCUGGUUUCUGUCACAGGGUCCUGUUGCACCAGAAGCUGUUUAGUCAUGCUGGCCACAUGACCUGGAAAGCUGUCUGCAGACAAACACCAGCUUCCUUGGACUGAAAGCGAGAUGAGCACUGCAACUCCAUAGUCGCCUUUGACUGGACUUAACCAUCCAGGGAUCCUUUACCUUAACCUUAAAAGGUAAAGGGACCCCUGACUGUUAGGUCCAGUCACGGACGACUCUGGGGUUGCGGCGCUCAUCUUGCUUUACUGACCAAGGGAGCCGGCGUAUAGCUUCCUAGCUUCCGGGUCAUGUGACCAGCAUGACUAAGCCGCUUCUGGCAAACCAGAGCAGCGCAUGGAAAUGCCGUUUACCUUCCCGCCAGAGCAGUACCUAUUUAUCUACUUGCACUUUGACGUGCUUUCAAACUGCUAGGUGGGCAGGAGCAGGGACCGAGCAACGGGAGCUCAUCCCGUCGUGGGGAUUCGAACUGCCGACCUUAUGAUCAGCAAGCCCUAGGCUCUGUGGUUUAGACCACAGUGCCACCCGCGUCCCUGUACCUUAGCCUUACACAGGUAUAAAUACUGUACUUUCGUUGACUAAAAAAUGCGAACACUGCAUGUUCAUAGUUCAACAAGUGCACAGUCUGUACGUAUAACUGCUGAGCUGUGCAAAUCAGCAAUUGUACACCCUUUUACACAAGCACAUGCGAGCCUCAAACACAGUUUGUGACAUACUUUUUCUCUCUCUUUCUCCUCUCCUCACCCUCCUGAAGGGAGGCGGCUGCCGGUUUAUCCGCUACAACUGCAAAGUGGAAUCCCCCCGCAAGGGAUGGACCUUGCUGCACCCCGGACGCCUCACCCACUACCACGAAGGACUGCCCACCACCCAUGGGACCCGCUACAUCAUGGUCUCGUUUGUGGACCCCUAACACCAGCUCCCCCCCCGGUCCUGGGGCAGUGAGUGGGCCGCGGUGGUCAACACACUGGCAGGAAGAGACUUGUGGGGGGGCAGAUGCAGGCGGGUCCAUCUCUCCGGCUCGGCUGCUGCCUUCCUUGGUGCCUUCGAAAAUGGAGGGAAACAAAUAACUCUAUGUCCGGUGCUGAUGGAUACGGUCCUUGCCUGGCACUGAACUUUGGGUCACUACUAGUGCUGGGAGCAGCCACUGCUGCCUUGUGGCGUUCCACCAACCUCCCCCCCACCCCAUAAUAUGUGGGUUGAAGAUGACAGGUUGUCUCUAACAAAAUGUCGCCUGUUCAGGAUGUGUUUUCAGUGCCUCCCUCUCUCAGCAUGGCCCAGCCAACUGGAGAUACAGUUGUUUUAGCAGUAGCACAAUCAUUCUCUAAACAUUUUUUAGUCCCUUGCUCAAAUCAAGGCACCUCUGGGGUUUUUUCCUACAAAUAUAUGUACUGCUGCUGUUCUGUUUUUGCCCCAGGUCUUCACUCUUUCCCUCCACCCACCUUUUAUAUGAGUGUCUUUGUUACACCGAAGCUGCAUUUUGUGAAAGAAUGCAACUGCAGAGUGUUUUUCAUCUAUAAUUCCCAACCGCAUGCGGUUGAGGAUCUAAGUGGAAGGUGUUUCUUCGUUUCAUUGCACCAUUUUUUUUAAAAAAAGGCAGGGGGAGGAUGAAGAGAAAAAUCUCUUCCUAUAGGCACAGGGUAAAAUCAGUAUUAAGGGAGAAGUAAGUUAAUGAGAGGUAACCUGUUAAUUCCCACGGAAGGGAAAAGGGGCUUGUCUAUACAUUUCAAGUUUACCUAUAUUAUACAUUUAAAGCUGGUUAUAGCACUUGAAAAGUCAUGCUCCCUCAAAGAAUCCUGGGAGCUGUAGUUUGCUGAGGGUGCUGGGAAUUGUAGCUCUGGAGGCAAACUACAGUUCCCAUGAUUCAUUGGUGGAAGCCCUUAUGCAUUAAAUAUAAGAUGUGGUCUUCCUCCCUGCACACAGCUACAGUUCCCAGGGUAGUUUAACAAUCAGUCCCUCUUCCUAGUGAACUCCGGAAAUUGGGGCUCUGUGUGUGUGUCUCCCAACAACUCUCAGCACCCCUAACAAACUAUAGUUCCUAGGUUUCUUUUGUGAGGGGGAGCCAUGGUUUAAAAAAGUGGUAUAAGAGUGCUGUAAAUGUUUGGUGUGGAUUGUGGCCUAACCUCGAGGUGGAACAGCAACAGAGGAGAGCUUGCCUUAUGCAGCAGCAGGGGUCCCUUUUAUGCUUGAUUUUUGAAGUAUUUUAAACACUGUGAUCAAGGCAGCACCUACUCAGACACACACACGCACCUCUCUUGGGGCAUCUGCAAAGUGUGACUAAUGUCUUUUUAGCAGUAUGUGGAAAACGUGGUUGGUUGGGGGAGGGAGGGAGGAAUGUUUUUUCCAUUUGUCAGCAUGCCUAAGCCAGGAGCUCCCCUGCCCUGGGGUGAGGAGGGAAAGGCCUGGCUGGCACUUGUGAGACAGGGGCCUUGCGUAAUCUCCCAUAAUCCUGUGGGCUUUUCUUUUUGGCCCUCAGCCCUAGUCUGGCUGGUAGGGUGGACAUGCGUCGGCUGCUUCCUGUACAAAGCGUGCAUUAAGUUAUUGGCGUGGCUGUUCCACAGAACACCAAAUAAAUCUACCUUUUAUACUAGA